AUAAAACUAAAGCACUCCGAAAAGUAUUUGACGCAAAAAUAAACCUACUCAAUACAAUUGAAGAAGCAAAAACAAUCUUCAAUGCUCUAAAUAUACAACAUACCUUUGAUAAACUUUACAAAGUACUUGACGAAAUGCAAGAUACUUCUGAAGAAGAAAGAGAACCAUACACUAUGCAAGCUUGUAUAAACUGUCAAAGAUUACACAUCAAGUAUAUACGACCCAAUCCAAACGAAAACUGUGAAGACUGUGCAUCGCAAAGUAAACAGUGCACUUUUGGAGUACCAAAGAAAAGAGGACCUAAACCUGGAUAUAAACUAGAUCCAACAUACAUAGAAAAUAAUCAAAAGAAAAUUGAAAAGUUAAUUCGAGAAAAAGAAAUUCAACACAAAAAUAAACCAAAUUACCUGUUUGAAGAAUAUCUCAACGAAAUACCUAUUCAAUUAAAAUUCAUACAACAAGUAAUUAUUGAAACAAUUACAGUACACGUUGAACAAAAUGAUCUCGAAAGAGUAAUUGACGAAAGAAAUAUUAGUCAAAUUAUCUUCCUAACAAGAGAAGGAAUAUCACUCUAUUGUUUAUACGAAAUAGAAAAUCACCCUACCAUCAACAAAACUCUUGAACAAAUAUCACAUUGCAAAAGAUAUCACGAACUAUUCCAAGUAAUAACUGAACUCCAAGAAUAUCAAAUACAACCAACAGAUAAUUUAACAGUUGAAGAACAAGAAUCACAAUCACAAGAAAUUGUAUCACGAUAUAACCAAAAUAAGAAUACCUAUAUUCAAGAAAGAAAACAACUUCGAGAAUUAAAUGCACAUACUACUUCAAUAUAA
This is a messenger RNA of Ambispora leptoticha, 833 nucleotides long. Lineage: Eukaryota; Fungi; Glomeromycota; Glomeromycetes; Archaeosporales; Ambisporaceae. The record is from the annotation of a GenBank genome assembly.